AUGGCAGUGCUAGCCUACUUCCUGAUUUUGCUAUCAGAAGUGGUUUAGCAUGAAGCUGUCAAUAUAAAGUACUCUCAAUAUUAUAGGAACCUACUUGAAGACAAUGUUAUUUAUUAGCUUAAUCAAGAACAAUUUGAUAUAGGGAUCUCUUUCCUAUACCUUGGUCCAGAUUCAUAAUUGCAAGAAGAACUAGAUACAUACUUUUCUGUUCAAAUAUCUCAAGUUACAUCUGAAUAAGUCACUUCAGAUGGUAAAUCAUCUUAAUAUGGUUAAGAUAUCUUAACUUGGGUCAAUGAAAAAUUUGAAUUGGAAUAGUGCUAGUCUGGUAGAUUAUCUAAUGAAGACUAAACGCUAGAUACAGGUGGAAUGUGGUGUGCAAAGAAUUUUUAGAUGAAAUUAUAGGGUAAUAUAGCGAGCAAAAAAAGAAGAUUAGGUGUAACUGAGAUACUCUAUUGCUAGUAGUAUAUUCUUGAUUAAAUUAAACCAGGUAAAACUUGCAAAAGUAAAAAUGAGAUCAACUCUAUAUUAUCAAUGGUAGUUGUUACCAUUGUCUAAAAAGAAUAGUACUUUGACACGAAAGAAUUUAGUCAAAAUCCUAUUAAGCUCUCCCUUUAAGCUUUUCCUCUAGAGUUAAAGGAGAAUUUAUCUUAAGUAUCCUAUUUCAAAAUUAGUAGAAAUGAAUUAUAAUUAAAAGACUCUUGGUUUAGUAGUCAAAUUUAGGGAGUGGAAUAAGAAUAUUAUAAAUCAAAAUAUCAAGGUACUACAGUUUCAUCAUCAGGCUUCACCUAUUAUGAUAGGAUUUAAAGCAUUCAAUAUUACAUGAGCGAGGAUGUCGAGAUAGUUGAGAGAAGUACAGAUACAAUCCUUGAGAUAUUCUCUUAAGUAGGAGGAUUAAUGUGCAUGAUUACAACUUUAUUAUCAUUUGUCUCUGGAUCCAUAUAGGAAUUUCUAUUUAAAUCAAGUAUCCUAAAAAAGUCAUAUGAAUACAAUCACAUAAAAUAUGUCCAAAAUGUAGAGAAGGCUCUUAGCAAAAAAUAAAAAAAGAAAUAAUCAGAAUAGGAAACAGGAAGAGAUUUAACAAAUAAUUCUCUUGAUGUUCUUAACACUAAUCUAGAGAAUAGUAACUAAUUCUUAAAUAUUAAAAAGGUUAAGCUUAAAUCUCAUAUUUAGUAGCUUUAAGAAUCAAUGUUGUGCAUCAAAAAGAUCUUACUAUCAAUUCAAAUUAAAGAAUAAAUUGUAUGA
This is a messenger RNA of Stylonychia lemnae, 1242 nucleotides long. Lineage: Eukaryota; Ciliophora; Spirotrichea; Sporadotrichida; Oxytrichidae. The record is from the annotation of a GenBank genome assembly.